Molecule: messenger RNA, 1087 nt
Organism: Nestor notabilis (Kea)
Lineage: Eukaryota; Metazoa; Chordata; Aves; Psittaciformes; Psittacidae
Gene: LRRC57
Product: leucine rich repeat containing 57
Exons: 5
Coding region: 100-816 (238 amino acids)
Molecular function (GO): protein binding
Source: RefSeq, a predicted model, not a curated record
ACAAAGACAUUGGAUUCCUGUUCUGUAGUGCAGAAUAACUGAGAGGAACCGCCUGAGACUGUCACUCAUACUCAGCACGCUUGACAGACAACUGUUAGGAUGGGGAAUAGUGCAUUAAAAGCCCACCUGGAGACAGCACAGAAAACUGGUGUGUUUCAGCUAACUGGAAAGGGGCUUACAGAGUUUCCUGAAGAUCUGCAGAAGCUUACAAGCAACUUAAGGACAAUAGACUUGUCGAACAACAAAAUAGAGCUCUUGCCGCCACUCAUUGGAAAAUUUUCCUUGUUGAAGAGCCUUGCUCUAAACAACAACAAACUGACUGCUUUACCUGAGGAGCUGUGUAAACUGAAAAAACUGGAAACACUACACUUGAAUGGCAAUCACUUGAGGCAGCUGCCGGCUGCAUUUGGACAGCUUGCAGCUCUCAAAACCCUGAGCCUUUCUGGAAACCAGCUUCGGACUGUGCCUACGCAACUCUGUGGUCUUCGCCACUUGGAUGUGGUAGAUCUUUCCAAAAACCAGAUCCAAAACGUGCCCGACAGCGUGGGAGAAUUGCAGGCUAUUGAACUCAAUUUGAAUCAGAAUCAGAUUUCCCAGAUCUCAGUACAAAUCUCCCACUGUCCCCGCCUCAAAGUGUUGCGUUUAGAAGAAAACUGUCUAGAACUCAGCAUGCUUCCUCAGAGUAUCCUCAGUGAUUCCCAGAUCUCACUGCUUGCAGUAGAAGGCAACCUCUUUGAAAUCAAGAAACUCAGAGAACUGGAAGGUUAUGACAAGUACAUGGAACGAUUUACAGCUACAAAGAAGAAGUUUGCGUGAUCAUUAUUCAGACCCUGUGUAUUGCCAGUAGAAGAGUUAGUGUCUGAAGCACCUGCUUCACUAACUUAAACCAAGGCUGAUGGAGAGUACUCCUCCUCUAGUAGUCUCAUAUGGUCUGUUAAGGCCACAUUGAAUAAACUUGAACUAGAGAACAUGGGUAUUGAACUGAGGAACCUGCCCAGGGGCCAGUUUUGGGUUUUUUGUGCCAGUUUAGCUUUUACCACACUACAUGUUCUCCUUUGUCAGGGCUUGUUCUUUCACAGAGAAAGGG